CUGCUGCUUCCAGGUCACACAGGGACCUUAGAGCCAAGACCCUGCGCAUUAUUCCUGUCCCUUUCUCAACUUCAUGGGACAACCUUAUCACAUGAGGAAAGGGAGGGAGCUUUCCAUGGAGGUCUGAGUGCUCCCAUGGGAUUCCUCAUCCUGCAAACCUCCCCUCCUCCCCACUGUGCCAUGCAGGAGCUGCUGGACACGCUGCAGCAGGAGAAGCUGGCCCUGGAACAAUCCAUCCUGGAGCUGCAGACAAACAUGUCCCGGCUGGAGGAGCAGGCGCAGGAGCUGAGGGAGCGGGAGAGGCUCCUGGUGUUCUUCCCUGAGCUCCAUGUCCCCGCCGAGGCGCAGGUUGAGAGCAGGAGGGAUGCCCACACCUCUGAGCAGGCUGAGCUCCGUUGGAUUUUGCCUGCAGGCACUGGGAACUUGACGGAGGACAUGGAGAAUCAGCUCCAGGCCAACAGCAUCCGGAUCGGGGUGCUGGAGCGGGAGAACGCGCGGCUGGGCGCUGUGCUGGCCAAGGUGAAGGCGGCUGCCCAGCAGGGCGUGCUCAAGCUAAUCCCACAGGCCCAGCUGGGGUCCCAGCUCCAAGGGAAGGCCAGCGGGCAGGACACAGGGAGGCCCAGCAGGGGAGGCAGCAGCGACAGCAAAGACAGCAGGGACAGCAGAGGGAUGCCGGGAUGCAUGGACAAGGCCUGGCAUCGAGUUCCCAACAGCCAGCACUCCAAGCUGCUCCGGGCAGAGCCCACAUUCCAGGCCAGACCCAGCCUGUCGCUCCCAGUGGGACGCCUGGGGCUCGACCUCCCUUGCACCACACGGGGACCUACCACAAAUAAACACUGAUGAGCUGAUCUUCUAACA
This is a messenger RNA of Neopelma chrysocephalum (saffron-crested tyrant-manakin), 858 nucleotides long. RefSeq names its product coiled-coil domain-containing protein 157-like. Lineage: Eukaryota; Metazoa; Chordata; Aves; Passeriformes; Pipridae. The transcript is spliced from 4 exons. Bases 136 to 840 code for a protein of 234 amino acids. The record is from RefSeq and is a predicted model, not a curated record.